AACGUCAGAGACACAGACUCUGUUUGUGCCACGUAAAUGCCGCGCGCCUAUUAGCUCUCUCUCUCUCCUGCGCGCGACCGAACGCCUCGUUUGAAGUCCCUGUGAGAGCGUUUGUGAGAGCGCGCGCGCACUCGUGUGUGCUACUUUUUGAGUUCGCGCGCGUCAGCACAGCUGCAGGCCCGCGCUCGCCCUCCUGCGCGAGCUUUCGGACGACGCUUCAGCUUCUUUUCCUCUCUCUCUCUCCCUCUCUCUCUCUCUCUCUCUCUCUCUCUCUCCCUCUCUCCCUCUCUCUCUCCCUCUCUGUGCUCAGUGUGAGGAGCAGCGCAGCGCUGAAGCGGAGCGGACUCUACAGCGGACUCCAGCCCAGCGAGCACACUUUCGGACCACCGCUUGCGCCCACCUCUGACACACGCACUUCUGCGCGAGCUGGUCGGCGUGCGUGAGAGAGUGUUUUCGUUUGGGCUGUACGUGCGCGAGGACCCCCGGCUCGGCUCGAUUCCCCCUCCCAGCCGGCGUCCUGCUCGCUGUCAUGACCUCCAGCUAUGCCCCUGUAAUGGACAGACGACUGGAGACGGACAGCCUGCAGGCCAAGAAGAACUUCUCGGUGAGCCACCUGCUGGACCUGGAGGAGGCGGCGGACAUGGUGGGCCCUCAGGCCGAGGAGAGCGCGGGGGACGCGGGCCGGGCCAUGUUGGAGUCGCCCGGACUGACCAGCGGCAGCGACACGGCGCAGCACGAGAAUGAACAGCUGAACUCAGAGGAGAAGAAGAAGCGCAAGCAGAGGCGGAACAGGACCACGUUCAACAGCAGCCAGCUGCAGGCGCUGGAGCGAGUGUUCGAGAGGACGCACUACCCCGAUGCUUUCGUUCGAGAGGACUUGGCCCGCAGGGUCAACCUCACAGAGGCCAGAGUGCAGGUUUGGUUCCAGAACCGACGGGCGAAGUUUCGCCGUAACGAGCGGGCCAUGCUGGCCAGCAAGAAUGCCUCACUGCUCAAAUCCUACUCAGGAGACGUAACAGCGGUCGAGCAGCCCAUCGUCCCCCGCCCUGCCCCCCGGCCCAACGACUACCUAUCAUGGGGCAGCGCCACCCCAUACAGCUGGUUCCCAAGGUCGGAGGGAGGGCCAGUGCGAAUGCCACAGAAAAUGCUGCCCACAGAAAGCAACACAAUGGCAAACUACCCACCCACUUGUGCCAACACCACUUCCACCCAGGGAAUGAACAUGGCCAACAGCAUCGCAAACCUAAGACUGAAAGCCAAAGAGUACAGCCUCAACCAGGUGCCCACCGUUAACUGAGCUUAGACAGAACGACGAGAGGGGAGUGAGAGAGUGAGGGAGGGGAGGACAGAAGAGAAAAGAGAAGGCCUCGCCGGAGUUGGAUGACUUGGAAGGCCUCAAAAGAGCUGGAUGAAUUGGUCUGAAGCAGAGAUCCUUCUUUCACCCUUCUGCAGAGCCAAACUCCACUGAGAAUGGAACAGUCUCCCUGCUCUCCCCCCCCACCACCCUCCUGGAAUUAUGGUUCAUUCCCCUUCUGCUCUGGCUUUUUUCGUUACCAUCUUCAUCACUGCCGAUGAAUGUAGCUACUUUUUUUGUUCAUAUAUCUGGACUCUGAUACGGAGACUGCGAGGCAGUCAUAGUGUCUGGAUGAGGUCAUUUCUUCUUUCUUUGUUGUUCUUCUUUUUGUGGCUUUUAAAUUUUGGCUCAACUGGAUUUGUUCUUCAAAGAAAGCCAGUGGAGGACUGUAGUUUGCUGAAUUUGAAGUAUGAAAACUCACUGAAAACAAUGUGGAAUUCUACGACUCUGUUAUGUGAGAACGAAGACCCAUGGACUGAUCGAGAACACUCAGAACAGCAGACCUUGUGUUCAGUGCCAACCAGGGGAAGUUUCUAAAUGCAUUUUAUUCUUGAUACUAUACCACUGACUAGUAACUGCUGGCCCUUGGUCUAUCUAACUGCUCCACAUACUAACACAAAUGUAACUCUUUUUAUUUGUAUUUUUGGAGAACAACCAUUCAUAGUUCCUCUUUUCAUCUGUAUGACAUUUAUAUUUGCAAAGCUUAUGAGAAUAAAAAUGACUUCACUUCGAGCAGCUUUGAAAUCAAUAAUAAUGACAUUUUUUAAUCGAUUCAAAAAGGUGGUGCAACUUUGACCAUCACAUCAUCUGAUUUUUUACAGAUUUGGCACCAAAUUCAAAGCUAGUUCAUCAUUUGCUUUUCUGCUACUUUCCCAUCCCUGGUCUUUGCUGAUAACUGUUGCAGGCAACAGAGCACGUAUCAUAACAUAAAACCAUAAAUUUAAUUUUUUUUUGCUUCAAUCUUUAACUAACAUGGUAAGACUAAGUCAGUAAGGCCUAAUAUCGUGGAGUUCCCAAAUGUUAAUGAUAAUGAUGUUAAAUUUGGGAAGUAUAGUGAUAAAAUCUAUAAACAUGUUUUAUUAACUCCAGAUCCGGCUCUUUCCAUGAAAAAGGAAAAUUGGAAAGUCAUUGGACGUUUCCAAUCUUUUCCUUUUGUGCCUAUAUCUGGUCAUGUCCAAAAACUGAAAUAUGUAUUUUUUAAAUGCUGUAAUCGCAGCAUUUGCAGAGAAGUUGCAGUGUUGUGUGAGGGCUGGUGAAUUAAUACUUUUUUCUUAGUGUGUUUGUUUUCAGAGAUGAUUAACACUUGCUGUUUUUAAUCCAAGUAAUUGAGAUAAAGCAAAUGAUUCCUUGAAUUA
Molecule: messenger RNA, 2709 nt
Organism: Pygocentrus nattereri (red-bellied piranha)
Lineage: Eukaryota; Metazoa; Chordata; Actinopteri; Characiformes; Serrasalmidae
Gene: prrx1b
Product: paired related homeobox 1b
Exons: 5
Coding region: 530-1297 (255 amino acids)
Biological process (GO): regulation of DNA-templated transcription
Molecular function (GO): DNA binding; DNA-binding transcription factor activity, RNA polymerase II-specific
Source: RefSeq, a predicted model, not a curated record